Molecule: messenger RNA, 306 nt
Organism: Colletotrichum tamarilloi
Lineage: Eukaryota; Fungi; Ascomycota; Sordariomycetes; Glomerellales; Glomerellaceae
Exons: 1
Coding region: 1-306 (101 amino acids)
Source: RefSeq, a predicted model, not a curated record
AUGACGGGUACCUUCUCCCCCGCUCUUCGACAAGACAUGCUAGUAAUUGUGCGCGACUUUCAAUCAACUAACAGGACUGCCAACAGAAAGUUGUCAGCAAAAUCCUCACACGUACACUCCAACUCGGAAUCGGACAAUACCCUCUCCCAGCACCGAAUCUCCGAAUAUGUGAAGUCCUCCAGCCAUAGCAACAUGUAUCACAUCCACAACAACGGCACCAAUGCGAAUGCUCGCGAGGUCUAUCAUCAGAGCAGAACGGCUCAGACUUUGGCCGACUUCGUUGAGCACUUCGAGCAGCAGCCAUAG